Ficedula albicollis (Collared flycatcher) is the source of this 541-nucleotide messenger RNA. It is a transcript of the gene FKBP11, whose product is annotated as FK506 binding protein 11. The transcript is spliced from 4 exons. NCBI's taxonomy places the organism in Eukaryota, Metazoa, Chordata, Aves, Passeriformes, Muscicapidae. The annotation marks the transcript as partial. The record is from RefSeq and is a predicted model, not a curated record. Gene Ontology annotation, biological process: protein peptidyl-prolyl isomerization. Gene Ontology annotation, molecular function: peptidyl-prolyl cis-trans isomerase activity.
CCCCCACAGGGCAGUCUGGAGGAUGGCCGGGUCAUCGACUCCUCGCUGAGCCGGGACCCCCUCCAGGUGGAGCUGGGCAAGCACCAAGUCAUUCCUGGUCUGGAGCAGAGUCUGCUGGACAUGUGUGUGGGGGAGAAGCGCAGAGCCAUCAUUCCCCCUCACUUAGCCUACGGCAAGCGGGGAUCCCCCCCCACCAUCCCAGGUGACGCUGUGCUGCGGUUCGAGGUGGAGCUGGUGGGUUUGUCCCGGGCCAGUUACUGGCAGAAGGUGGUGAACGAGGUGGUGCCACUGCUGUGCCUGGGGCUGGUGCCAGCACUGCUGGGGCUCAUUGGGUUCCACCUGUACCGCAAGGCCAGCAGCCCCAAGCUCUCCAAGAAAAAGCAGAAGGAGGAGAAGAGGAACAAAGCCAAAAAGAAAUAAAACCUCUCCCUCGGCAUUUGCAGCUGGUCUUCCUGAGACAGUGAUGGGCACAGAGCAGAGGGAAGGGGCUGUGCACCUGUCAGGUCCCUGCCUGCUCCAGGGCCUUGAAGGAUCGUGUCAG